Molecule: messenger RNA, 693 nt
Organism: Phytophthora infestans T30-4
Lineage: Eukaryota; Oomycota; Peronosporomycetes; Peronosporales; Peronosporaceae
Product: ubiquitin-conjugating enzyme E2, putative
Exons: 5
Coding region: 1-693 (230 amino acids)
Biological process (GO): protein neddylation
Cellular component (GO): nucleus
Molecular function (GO): NEDD8 transferase activity
Source: RefSeq, a predicted model, not a curated record
AUGUACAUGCGUUCGGACUUAGCUGCUCUUCGUGUGCGGAAAGAUGUUAACGAGCUGGCCAAGGCCAAGUUCACGUGCGCCCAAGCAAGGACACGAGUGGAGUUCCCUGAUGGAGCGAAUAAUAUGCUGAAAUUGAUAUUUACGAUCUCGAUCAUGGACUUGUCGGGCCCGUUUGCCAACGGCGAUUUUACAUUCUUCGUGGAUAUCCCCAAGACUUACCCGUUUCACGCUCCCAGCGUGAGGUGUCUGACGAGAGUAUGGCAUCCCAAUAUCGAUAUUGCGACGGGCGAGGUUAUGAUGCCAAUUCUUGGCAAGGACUGGCGCCCUGUGCUCAGCAUCAACACUGUCUUGCUUGGCUUACAGUUGAUAUUUCUGGAGCCUGGCAUCGACUACGUUCUUAACCCUGCGGCAGCGGAACAGCUGCACCGAAACCCCGAGCAGUUCAAAAAAGAAGUUCAACAUAUUCUCUGUGGAGGAAGAUUCUACGGUGUUGACUUCCUCGCACACCCACGGCAGCUCGAGAUGCGGCGUCAGAGUUGGGGUCUACGAGCUAAGCGACCUCGUGAUGAUGAAUCGAGCAGUGAAUGGGACGGCAUGUCAAGCCCGAGUGCUAGUGAUGCCGUCGGUAUUGAAGCGCCAGUGCUUAUGGAUUGUACUGAUGGCUCGGCUUGGAAACGACCGAGGAUCGAAUAG